Molecule: messenger RNA, 1944 nt
Organism: Eriocheir sinensis (Chinese mitten crab)
Lineage: Eukaryota; Metazoa; Arthropoda; Malacostraca; Decapoda; Varunidae
Product: mucin-5AC-like
Biological process (GO): protein processing
Cellular component (GO): plasma membrane
Molecular function (GO): metalloendopeptidase activity
Source: RefSeq, a predicted model, not a curated record
AAGAGAUAAGGGGAGGGUGAAAGAGGUCUGUCAGUAGGCCUGGCCAGCCCGUCUGUCAGUCUUCAAGGGAGGGUGACUGACACGAGUCCAUCAGCCAGUCGUCAGUUCACCUACCAGCUGGUCACAAAGUAACUGCUACUAUUACUAACACUUCUGCUACAACAGUCCGUGGUCAGCAUGGCGAGGGCAACCAAGCGUACGAGUGUCCUGCUUGGGGCACUGGCGGCGGUGUUCGUCAUCAUCAUCGUCAUCCUCUGCAUCGUGCCCAAGGCUGGAUCGCCCGGACAUGAAAGCUUGGCGGAGCAAGCAAAAUCGGGUGAAAGGACGGACGUAUUGACAGACACCUCCACGACCUCUACGACGACGACCACGACGACAACAACGACUACUACUACUCCUGCUCCACCACCACCACCACCAACAACAACAACAGAAUCAGUAACAACCACUGCUACUACACCUACUACUACUCCUGCUACCACUGAAAAGACUACUACUACUACUGCUGCUACUACUCGCACUCCUCUUCCUCCUUCUACUAUUGCUACUACUGCUACUACUACUGACGACUCCUUGUUCCCUAUCACCACCACCGAAUCAUCACCACCAACCACCACCACCAACGACACUGAUUAUUAUGAUGACUAUGACAAUGACAUCACUGUGCAUGACUCUACCACCGUCACUACUCUGUCCACCACUGAGGACUCUACUAAUGACACUCUGUCCACCACUGAUGACUCUACUAAUGACACUCUGUCCACCACUGAUGACUCUACCACCGUCACUACUCUGUUCACCACUGAUGACUCUACUAACGAAACUACUCUGUCCACCACUGAUGACUCUACUAACGACACUACUCUGUUCACCACUGAUGACUCUACUAACGACACUACUCUGUUCACCACUGAUGACUAUACCACCGUCACUACUCUACCUACCACUGAUGACUAUACCACCGUCACUACUCUGUUCACUACUGAUGACUCUACUAACGACACUACUCUGUCCACCACUGAUGACUCUACUAACGACACUAUUCUAUUCACCACUGAUGACUCUACUAACGACACUACUCUGUUCACCACUGAUGACUAUACCACCGUCACUACUCUGUCCACCACUGAUGACUCUACUAAUGACACUACUCAACUCACCACUGAUGAUUAUGACGGGACCACCACUAACACCACCGAGACAACCGUACUAUCAACCACCAUUGAACAACCCACUACUAUCACUACUUCUACUACUACUACUACUACUACUACUACUCCUAGUACCACUACCCUUCCUGCCGCCACUGCUACAAGCCCGGAGGAGGACAAAAAGCACUGUGAGACGCCCGCUUGCAAGACCCUGGCCUCCAACAUGCUCGCCACGAUGGACCAUACAGGGAAUGUCGACAUAUGUGAGGACUUCUACCAGUACGCCUGUGGUGGCUUGAUGCAGAACCCAUUCCUGCACGCCCGGGACCCAGAAGUCAUCGCCCGGAAUCUGAUCAAAGAGGAGCUGGACACAACAGACCCAGAUGAGGGUUCCGCCCUGGGCAAAAUGAGGAUCUUCUACGACAGCUGCCUCGGUGCGGUGGACCAGGACGCGACCCAGGGCUGGCAGGCGGCUAUGCAGGAGGUCUUUGGGCGGGACUGUUUUGACUGGAGCUCACCGUCUGCCAUGGCGCCCCUGAACCUCACCCUGGUCUUGGCCAAACUGAUGCUGCACGACUUCACUCCAUUCUUCGACGUGGACGUGGACGUCAACCAUGAAGACAACCAGAACUUCUUCGUGACGCUGAGCCCCGCCCUCCCCGGCUCCCCUUUCAGCGAUGACCUGGCGCGGCGGGUGUGUCUGGCGGCCCACCACAGGAGGCUGGAAGACCUGGUGGGCGGGGAUUCUGUUGACCUUAACGAGGAAUACUCCGUCAACUUCACCGAGUGUGUG